This is a messenger RNA of Halteromyces radiatus, 582 nucleotides long. Its product is annotated as cytochrome b5. Gene Ontology annotation, molecular function: heme binding. The coding region runs from base 90 to 476 and encodes 128 amino acids. Gene Ontology annotation, cellular component: intracellular membrane-bounded organelle; membrane. The transcript has 5 exons. The record is from RefSeq and is a predicted model, not a curated record. NCBI's taxonomy places the organism in Eukaryota, Fungi, Mucoromycota, Mucoromycetes, Mucorales, Cunninghamellaceae.
CUUUUUUUUUUCUUUUUUUCUUUCUUUCUCUUUCAUUAUAUUAUUCAUUAUCCUUUAACUUCCUCCCCCUACUCUUAUUAUAUUUAAUCAUGUCUAAAGUCUUUUCUAUGGCCGAUGUUAAUGCUCAUCAAAGCAAAGGUGACCUCUAUGUUGUGAUUCAUAACAAGGUUUAUGAUAUUACCGAAUUUGUGGUUGAACAUCCUGGUGGUGAAGAAGUUUUACUUGAUGAAGCUGGUAAGGAUGCUACCGAAUCUUUUGAAGAUAUUGGCCACUCUGAUGAAGCUCGUGAAAUCUUGGAAAAGUACCUUAUUGGUGAAUUGGAUGAAGCUUCUCGUGUCGAUAAUCACAAGUUUGAUCCUAUUCGAGCUGGAGAACUUCCUGAACAAAAGCAAUCUGGAUCUGCUCUUCGUGUUCUUCUUCCUGCUGUUGUUGUUGCUGGUGUCCUUGUUUACAAGUUUGUUCUUUCCAAGAACUAAGAUAGCAUACAAUCCUUUCUUUUUAUAUUUUAUUUAGAUAUAUCUUUACUUUGCUUCGCUUUUUUUUUUUUUCUGUAAUAAACUACUAUACUUCUACUUCCCUUUA